Messenger RNA from Limulus polyphemus (Atlantic horseshoe crab), 659 nucleotides. RefSeq lists its product as uncharacterized. NCBI's taxonomy places the organism in Eukaryota, Metazoa, Arthropoda, Merostomata, Xiphosura, Limulidae. The transcript is spliced from 5 exons. Bases 90 to 542 code for a protein of 150 amino acids. Gene Ontology annotation, molecular function: protein binding. The record is from RefSeq and is a predicted model, not a curated record. Gene Ontology annotation, biological process: signal transduction.
CAAUCUCUCAUAGAACGUCACCUCGAAUCGAGAAUCAGCCUAAGUUUGAUACUCACAGGGAAUAGCCAAUUGAACUCCAGAAAUAUAAAAUGGACAAUGUUGACCUGACUUAUUAUUCAGGAAUCACAAUCAAGGACUCACACGGUAUAACAGUAGGACCUGUUUCUGCUCAUAAUCUCCAGAACUCUAGGAGCGUAAACGUAGUGUCGUCACUACCAAAGUUCGAUUCAAAUAGAAUGCAUAAUAAUGAGACAAACGUGACUGGAGACAGAGAGAUACAACAAAAGGAUAUAAGACUUAUAAGCAAGAUGAUCGGAAGAGACUGGAAAAAUCUUGCUAGACAUCUUCCAGGUAUUCAAUUUAAUGAGAAAAAGCUAGACAGACAUGAACAGACCUACAUCCAUGAAGGUCUUCAGGAAGUUGCCGUCAGAUUUCUCAGAGAAUGGAAUGAGAGCUGUCCAUCCUAUAAUCAGCUAAAAGUGCUUCAGGAUACUUUACGAGAAAUAGAUCGUUCAGAUAUAGCUAUGAAACUUGAUCUUUAAGUAGUUCUUUUUCAUAUUCAAAUAAGGUGUAGUUCUUUUUCAUAUUCAAAUAAGGUUUGGCUAAAACUUGUUUUUACAUAGAAUUUUCCUUCUCAUUAAAUCGAAACAAAAUGGCGU